Messenger RNA from Thamnophis elegans (Western terrestrial garter snake), 2423 nucleotides. It is a transcript of the gene MPPED2, whose product is annotated as metallophosphoesterase domain containing 2. Bases 309 to 1193 code for a protein of 294 amino acids. The transcript has 7 exons. NCBI's taxonomy places the organism in Eukaryota, Metazoa, Chordata, Lepidosauria, Squamata, Natricidae. The record is from RefSeq and is a predicted model, not a curated record. Gene Ontology annotation, molecular function: hydrolase activity.
UCGAAGGUUCUGCCCUGCCUUACACCAGCCGCCCACCUAUGCCAAGGUCUCCCUGGCUCUUUCGCUCUCUGUAACCAGCGGCUUCUCGGCAGCGUCGCCCCCUCCCCUCCAUGGAUCGGCUCCUUCCCCAGCACUGAAGGCAUCCUUAGGAAUACACCUCUACCUCCAGGAAAAUAAAAAGAGGCAGAGAAGAAUUCUGCAGAGUUCAUGAGGACAUCUUUGGCUUCCGACAUUGGCUGGAACACAAUGCUCAUUCCUGCCUUUUGCUCUGGAAAGUUGUAACUCGCUCAUGUCUAUAAAGAGGAAGCAUGGCACAUGGAAUUCCUUCACAAGGCAAAGUUUCCAUUUCUGUGGAUGAAUACAGUUCAAAUCCAACCCAGGCAUUCACACACUACAAUAUUAACCAAAGCCGAUUCCAGCCUCCACACGUACACAUGGUCGACCCUAUUCCAUACGACACCCCGAAACCAGCAGGCCACACACGGUUUGUGUGCAUCUCAGAUACACACUCCAGAACAGAUGGAGUCCAGAUGCCUUAUGGGGACAUCUUGCUUCAUACAGGCGAUUUUACCGAGUUGGGACUACCUUCUGAGGUCAAGAAGUUUAAUGAUUGGUUAGGAAACUUGCCAUAUGAUUACAAAAUAGUGAUUGCUGGGAAUCAUGAACUAACAUUUGAUAAGGAAUUCAUGGCAGACCUUGUAAAACAGGAUUACUACCGCUUUCCUUCUGUAUCCAAAUUGAAACCAGAGGACUUUGACAAUGUUCAGUCACUUUUGACAAACAGUAUUUACUUGCAAGAUUCUGAGGUAACCGUCAAAGGAUUCCGAAUAUAUGGCGCCCCUUGGACACCAUGGUUUAAUGGAUGGGGUUUUAAUCUACCCAGAGGUCAAUCUUUGUUGGACAAGUGGAACCUUAUUCCUGAAGGCAUAGAUAUACUAAUGACCCAUGGGCCUCCUCUUGGAUUCCGAGACUGGGUUCCAAAGGAGCUGCAGAGGGUUGGCUGCGUGGAAUUGCUAAACACUGUACAAAGACGAGUAAGACCCAAACUCCACGUCUUUGGCGGUAUCCAUGAAGGUUACGGCAUCAUGACAGAUGGUUAUACAACGUACAUUAAUGCCUCAACGUGUACAGUCAGCUUUCAGCCAACCAACCCACCAAUUAUAUUUGACUUGCCAACACCACAAGGAUCAUGAAAGACCGCUACUCCACUGGGGAAGGUCUAUAAACUGCCAUUUUUCUAAUUACAAAACAUUCAUUCUCUUAACAUGUUUCUUUACAAAUAAUGUAGGGCUUUUUUGUAAAUUGUUGUUACAGAGGGGGGAAAAAGAUAGGGGUUAUGCUUUUUCUUUUCUCUCUCUCUCUUUCUUUUGGAAAUGCAGCAUCCAUUUGAAAAUUGAUAAAACAUUGUGAAUUUGUAAAAUGAAGUUUUAUGUUCUCUUAAUUAUCUUGCCAUUGUAAAUUGUUAGUGUUCUCAAAAGGACAGCCAAGCUUUCUUUUAAUGAGUGAGACACCUUAUUUUAUUAUUAUUAAAUAAGAUUAUAAAAGGCAUUGUUUUUUUUUAAAAGAACACCCAGAUCCAAAUUUGCACACUUUUUAUUGUUUUCUUUGGGAUGGGGGUGGGGAAUCUCCAAUGAUAAAAUGCCAUUCUUUCCUCAUUUUUAUUAGCAUGUAUAUGUUCCAUGAAUCAGAGGUUGGAAUAUGUCCCUGUGCAAAUGCACAUCACAAUUCAAGAUUCAGUGAAGUGUGUUGAAAACUUCUAGAAUUGACUGUUCUAGAUAGGCUUACAUCUGGGCUAGGCUGUGGUCACGGAGUUAUUAAACCAGAUGUGGAUUCUCCAUUCAUUUCAGUGAAUCAUCUCCUUUUCUUGAAAGAAUUCUUGAUCUGGAAGAAUCUUUACCCAUUAGAGCUUCUGUGUCCACAGCUGAUUGCUGGAUCAGGGAUCAGGGUUUUUUGAUUGAUACAUAUGCGUUCUAUGAAAUUCUGCUUAUUAAUGGUAUUGCAGUAGUGAGGGGAAAAUAGCUUUCUAGGUUUAGUUUGUCUGCCUGCUUUAAUGAUCAGUUAGAUAGCAACAUCCUGUAUAUGAUUAUCUAAAUUGUCCCAAUUUGGGUGAGUUUCUUAAAUUAUUUUAGUUUUAAAAAAUAUGGAAAUGAAAACUGCAAUGAGCAGGUGUUCCAUGCAGUAAAAACAUGUAAAUGUGGACUCCUUUUAAAUAUGGAUUUUUAUAUAUAUUUUUUGUGCAUUAUAACAAAGCAAGGCAUGUAAUAUUGCCAGCGUAGCAUCUCCAAAAUUAUGCUGUAUAGCACAUCUAAAUUAUGAAGGAUGUGAUACAUUUUUUCCAAUCACUCAAGGCCUUCAAGAGCUUGAGUUUAAAAUCUUUGUGCAGUUUCGGGCAUGUAUAGAAUCAAAUAAAUACAAUCAAGCCU